AUGAAGGAGUUUUACAUACAGUUGUUGCUAUUCUUUUGCAAUCUUCCAGAUACUGGUUCAGUUACAUUCAGCUGGAACCAAGAGAUUUUGUUCUCGGACACGAAUCGAUGGAAUAAAAAUGUCAGUAAACCAUGUAUGGACUCUGUCGUAACAUUUGAAGAUAAUGAAAGAACCUCAGUCCUUGUUGAUGUCAGCUUUACUGUUUCGGAUUUGACCUUGCCGCGGAAUGCUGAGCUCAUUCUAGGGCGGGAAAGACUCCCUUGCCAAACUGACACGGUCCAGUUUUCUACCAAGGAUUCGACGUUCUCCGUCUCAGGAAGCAAGUACCCGCCAUCCAUUCCAAAUCCAAAUAUGGCGCACACUCCAGAUCCGAAAAUCGAGUCUAUGAUCGUCGGAAAUGAGCGAUUGUCCUCAACAGAUGAUUAUAAUAACUAUGUACAAAACUCUGUUUCUGGCCCGUUUCAGUUUGGUGAAUCAAAGGUGGAUGUGCGAGCGCACGACUGUGGUGAUGCUGGGUGUACUUGCCGAGAGGACGACUUUGAUGGACGAGCAUAUAUUGAAGAGCUCAUCUGCCGACAAGUAAAUUGCACUGAAGAUCGACCAGCCAUUGCCUGUAAUGAACCUGUAGAACCCUUCGGACACUGCUGCUCAGUAUGCGGCGGAAUCAUCACUUUUGAUUUCGACGGAGCUUUCCGUAGGAAGGAUCUGGAGGAUCUCGUCAAGGGUGAAGUAUCAUCGUCAGAAGUGCUUAGCUCUAUAGCCAGAAUCACGCCGCUUGAAGAAGACUUUGAUCCUUCAGUUCUGAAAAGAUCAAAGGAUGAUCAAUAUCAGCUGCUGCUCACAGAUACCGACGGCUCCGGAUCACUGGCGAAAAACGAAGUUCAAAACUUGAAAAAGGCCGUGAGCAAGCUUCCAGGCGUUUCAAACGUUGUGGUCACUAUCUCUGGAAGGCCUCACAAUGCAUCGGGACUCAGUGGAGGAGCAAUUUUCGGCGUCAUUCUAGCAAUAGCAGUUGCUGCGUUCGCUGGCUACAAGGGAUAUCACAAAUAUGACUUGGAAUAUUAUUUCUUGUCGGUUUUCCCGGCGAAGACGGUCAGAAACUUUGACGGAGGAAAUCAAGGAGGAGAUGUGGAAAUAUCGACAGUAUCAGCUGGUGUUGAUAAUGUGACAUACGAAAUGAAUGACGACGAUCCCGAGAGCACGACGAGGUAUGACGAGGCAGUCGACUUUGAAAGCGAGGAAGUGAUAGCAGCACGUCACGCUCCUACUGGCUUCACAAAUCCCUCGUUCGAGACGAACGAACUUUCAGAAGAAAGUAACUCUGGUAUUGAUGACAGCACUAUUUUGAACCUUGAAAACAGACCUGUUCUGGACGAAAAUAUAGCGUCUUUAGCUGAAAAUCUACCAGUCCCUGUUGAAGAAAUCCCAUAUUCUGACGUAAUCAUUACCCCAGAAGACGUUCCAACUUCCACCCAAGAUGUUUCAGUCACCCUUCCAGACCCGGAAAAUCAGAAGGAAAAUAUAUCCCAAGCUGGGCCAAUUUCCAUCGAAGUCAUAGCAACAGAGGCUCAAGAUUCUCCCACAACGACAGAUCUGAGCUUUUAG
Molecule: messenger RNA, 1605 nt
Organism: Oikopleura dioica
Lineage: Eukaryota; Metazoa; Chordata; Appendicularia; Copelata; Oikopleuridae
Source: the annotation of a GenBank genome assembly